Messenger RNA from Cavia porcellus (domestic guinea pig), 1164 nucleotides. Its product is annotated as speedy protein E4-like. The transcript is spliced from 6 exons. The record is from RefSeq and is a predicted model, not a curated record. The coding region runs from base 1 to 582 and encodes 193 amino acids. Lineage: Eukaryota; Metazoa; Chordata; Mammalia; Rodentia; Caviidae. Gene Ontology annotation, molecular function: protein kinase binding. Gene Ontology annotation, biological process: positive regulation of cyclin-dependent protein serine/threonine kinase activity.
AUGGAGAUGCCCUGUGGCCUGAAGAGGAAGAUGAAGAGGAAGCACCUGUGCUCAGGGCUGCCUGUGUACCACGAGGCCUUCACUCGGCUGCUCGAGGAUCCAGUUAUCAAGAUCUUCCUAGCCUGGGAUGAAAACCUGAGGGCCUCUGACAAGUACCUCCUGGCCAUGGUCAUCGCCUACUUCAGCCGGGCCGGCCUCUUCCCCUGGGAUUACCAGAGGAUCCACUUCUUCCUGGCCCUAUACCUGGCCAACGACAUGGAGGAGGAUGACCAGAUUCCUAAACAAGCCAUCUUAUUGUUUCUCUACACCUGGAAUUUGAAAAAGGUUCCCCAGUUCCACAAGCUGCGCUACCAAUUCAUCUGCUACAUGGACUGGAACCUCAGGGUGACCCGAGAGGAGUGUGAAGAAAUCCAAGCGUAUGACCCUGCACUCUGGGUGUGGAGCCGAGAUCGCGCCCUCAUCCCUGGACCCUGGAACCCUGUGGACAGUGCCCUCAAGAAGAUCUCUGGCCCAGGAAGCAAUGAAAUACACUCAUCACCGUAUAUGCCUGAGAGCUGGGAACCCAUGGAGGUGGAACCAUAAGGGAUGAGAUUUUCUACAGCGCCUUGCAAAUCCUCAUUCAAACUUCCCUUGAAUUAGAAGUUGAAUAUCUGCUGUUUUAUACAUUUGGUUCCCUGUAACCUGGACAAUCAUUGAAGAUGGCCUGUAGAGUCUCCUAUUGAGUGGAAAUCAUUUGAAAUAUAAUGACAGAUCCAUAGGCAUGUUGCAGAUUUCUUUAGUAUAUAGUAUAAGCCAUAUCAGUUUGCUGUAAACAUUUUGCCCAUUGAAAUGUUACUAUGUAUAUUUGAUAUAAUAUUGAGAUUUUUUUAGUCGUAUUCUUGUACUAUUUUGAUAGAUAAUUUUAAUGGAUGGUUGUACAUAUAUACUUUGUCUUUUAGAGAGGUUUAUACCUUAAUUACUAUAGUUAUGCAGACAUUGUACUCAUAGCCGGGGGCUGUGAGCCGGGCCCUCAAACUCCUGUAAAUAUACACAUUGAGCGGGUUGGCUCCUGAGUCUGACACAUGAAGGAGCGGUGGGUGUAGAGGAAACGCGUGUGCUCCUCGUGUUCCACACAGGACCGAGCCAGGCAUUUCUCACGGAUGGAAAAUAAAGAUGAACUGUCAU